CCGGAUCCCAACUUCGACGCGCUCAUCUCCAAGAUCUACCCGAGCCGGGACGAGUACGAGGCGCACCAGGACCGCGUGCUGGCCAAGCUCAGCCGGCUGCACAACCAGCAGGCGCUGAGCAGCAGCAUCGAGGAGGGGCUCAAGAUGCAGGCGAUGCACAGGGCGCAGCGGGUGCGGAAGCUGCACCAGGAGUCGGACAACACGACUUUCAGCGGCGGGGAGGAUAACUGCGACAGCCGCUCGCACCUCAGCAACGCUUCGGCGCCCAGCCACCCCGAGGCGGGCCCGAGCCGCAAACGAUCGCGAGCUUCCGACGAUUCGGGGCCCGAUCCCGAUCCCGAAACGUCGCACGAAGGCGGCGGCCGCGGUAGCCCCGAGCCUGGCGCCGAACCGGGCAGCAGCGAGAUCGAGCUCGUUUUCCGUCCGCACCCUCUCUUGGUGGAGAAGGGCGAGUAUUCGCAGACCAGGUACGUGAAGACGACGGCCAACGCCACGGUCGAUCACCUGUCCAAGUACCUGGCGCUGCGCAUCGCCUUGGAGGAGGCGCCGGCGCCGGGCCCCGAGGCGGCGGGGCUCGACGACGUCAGCGAGAAGCAGUACACCAUCUACAUAACCACGGCCGGCGGCGCUUUCACGACGCUGAACGGCUCCCUCACCCUCGAGCUGGUCAACGAGAAGUACUGGAAGGUCAGCAAGCCGCUGGAGCUCUACUACGCGCCCACCAAGGAGCAGAAGUAGGGGCUGGGGGCCCCCCCCCAAAACAGCACUGGGGGGGGGGGGGGCGGCCCCCCUCUCCCCCAAGGCUUGGGGGG
Molecule: messenger RNA, 812 nt
Organism: Rhea pennata
Lineage: Eukaryota; Metazoa; Chordata; Aves; Rheiformes; Rheidae
Gene: RING1
Product: ring finger protein 1
Exons: 4
Biological process (GO): negative regulation of DNA-templated transcription
Cellular component (GO): ubiquitin ligase complex; PcG protein complex
Molecular function (GO): ubiquitin protein ligase activity; chromatin binding
Source: RefSeq, a predicted model, not a curated record